UCAAAACGCAACCUGUGCCAUCAGGGAGGCUGUUUUGUUUUGGAGGUGACUCUGCUGGAAAAUUAUUGCCUGCAUGCAGUGAGUGUGGGCCUGGGGCGGUGCAGGAGCAGUAUAAAAGCAGGCCCUUCUCCUCACUCUCUCAUACACUCCUCUUGCCUCCAUCUCCUCAGGAACAAGGUGCAUCUCCAGCCCCAAGCCAUGUCCUGCUACAACACCUGCCUGCCCUGCCAGCCCUGCGGCCCGACCCCACUGGCCAACAGCUGCAAUGAGCCCUGUACCCUGCAGUGCCAGGACUCCAGGGUUGUCAUCCAGCCCUCUCCCGUGGUGGUGACCCUGCCUGGACCCAUCCUCAGCUCCUUCCCACAGAACACCGCCGUGGGAAACUCUACCGGCGCUGCUGUUGGCAGCAUCCUCAGUGAUGCGGGAGUGCCCAUCAACUCCGGGGGCUUUGGACUCUCCGGCUUGUCUGGCUUCGGCAGUGGCUACUGUGGCAGGAGAUGCUUCCCCUGCUAAAGGUCCCCACGGACACCAAAGAUGGUCCCACACGAGAGAUGGAGCUUGGGCUUGUAGCUUUGAGAGUGGCUGAGCAACCGCAGCACCCCUUGCAAAAGGUCAGCCUGGGCUCUCACAAAGCACAGCCCAUGACUGCCUUUCCCCUCUGCCACUCUCUCCUUUCCCUCCCAUGUCCUUGUUCUCUUGUGCUCCCCUGGGCUGUGAGCCCCACCAAUCCAGCCUAGGGAGGACCUGCUGGCCCUGUUCCCUCUUUGGGGCAGGCAGAUGGACACCUGGUGGCAUCUCUGCCACAGCCAUGGGGUACAGGCUCUCCUCUGCUCCUGGUUGUCCCUACAACAGGAUCUCCACUCCAAGUGACUUCAUCUCCCUCUUUUGACUCAUUAAAGUUCUGCUGCAUCCCA
Cuculus canorus (common cuckoo) is the source of this 914-nucleotide messenger RNA. Its product is annotated as feather keratin 1-like. The annotation marks the transcript as partial. The record is from RefSeq and is a predicted model, not a curated record. Gene Ontology annotation, cellular component: intermediate filament. The transcript has 2 exons. NCBI's taxonomy places the organism in Eukaryota, Metazoa, Chordata, Aves, Cuculiformes, Cuculidae. Gene Ontology annotation, molecular function: structural constituent of cytoskeleton.